UUUGCCUUUUUCUGUGUGUGGCCACUAUCUCUUGAAAGACUUUGGGUGAUCCUUGACUGACUCCAAGUCUACUAUGAAAUAUCUUGUGGACUCAAGUCGAUAUCUACUUAAGUAUACGUUCAUAAAAGAUUUUAAGGCAUGCUGUGUUAUAUAUAUGCCCCAUUCACCCUAUCUCUAAAUUAUACAACAUCUACUCUAUCCUAAUUACUCCAAAAUGGAAGCCACUAAUUUUAUUGUCAAUGUUACAAUAUUAUUUCUGUUCUUUCAAACAUAUGGUGCAAGCAGCAGCAACACCAUGAUUAAAGCUUCCUCAAACGUUACAUGUAUCCAAAGAGAGCGGCAAACACUGCUUUUAUUCAGAAAAGGCUUCACAAACCAAUCAAAAUGGCUGUCACCAUGGACCGGAUUAGAAUGUUGUGGGUGGCGAGGAGUUAAGUGUGACGCGAGAACUGGUCAUGUUGUCUCACUUAAUCUCUCUUCCAAUGGUAUCAACUCCACCAUCCCCGUUUGGUUAUCAAACCUUACUCGCCUCGUGCAUCUAGACCUUAGCCGUAACACCUUCCAUGGGGGAAUUCCAGAUUCUAUUGGAAACUUAAGCUCUCUUUCUACCAUUGACCUUUCAAUGAAUCAAUUGUCUGGUCCCAUACCUCCCUCACUUGAUGGCCUAUCAUCUCUAACACACCUCUCUCUUUUUGGUAAUAAAUUGAAUGGGAGCAUACCUGAAAGCAUUGGACUACUCACCAGCCUACAAUCUCUCGAUCUUGGUUUUAAUCAAUUGAGUGGGAACAUUCCCACUAGUCUUGGUCAGCUUUCAAACCUGAAAGAACUUUAUCUUGAUAGUAAUAAAUUGAGAGGGGUUGUUUCUGAAGAUCACUUCACCAAACUCUACAAUCUAACCACCUUGUCCUUGUCUGGUAAUACAUUGAUAACGUGGAACGUCAGCCGUCAUUGGAUUCCUCCCUUCCCACCGAAGUCUUUGCAUGCAAGCUCCUGCUGCAACAUGGGACCCCAAUUCCCAAACUGGCUUCAAACACAAACACAUCUUGAACGCUUAGAUCUUUCAAAUUCGAGUAUUAGGGAUACAAUACCAGAGUGGUUUCACAACAUCUCCUCUCAUCUUUAUUACUUGGAUCUAUCCCACAACGAGAUCGGACCCGAAUUCCCAAAUAUUCAAACAUCAACUAAUCUUGAAUAUUUACUUCUUUCAAAUUCGAGUAUAAAACAAAGCAUACCAGAGUGGUUUCACAACAUCUCCUCUCAUCUUCUCCUCUUGGAUCUGUCCAACAACGAAAUCGGACCCCAAUUCCCAAAUAUUCAAACAUCAACUGAUCUUCAGAAUGUAAAAAGUUUUCGAGACCUCGCUCUAACAUAAAAAUUGGGCCUUUACAAAAGCUAGUCAAUAAUAAAAUAUACUCGUAAUAAUAACAUAAUAUAACGACGGUAAAUGUUAUCAACAAUA
Molecule: messenger RNA, 1459 nt
Organism: Erigeron canadensis
Lineage: Eukaryota; Viridiplantae; Streptophyta; Magnoliopsida; Asterales; Asteraceae
Product: receptor-like protein 11
Exons: 1
Coding region: 215-1372 (385 amino acids)
Molecular function (GO): protein binding
Source: RefSeq, a predicted model, not a curated record